UUUUUUUUUCCUAAAUAAACAAAACAAAACAAAAACAAAAAGAAUAUGUUUAAUAGUAAUAAUAUAUCUAUUCAACUUCAAAAUUAUCAUAUAUCAACAGCUAUGGAUAAAGUAGCCAGUCAUAAUGAAACUAUUGCUAUUCAUCCUUUAGCUAUGAAUGAUAAAUCUAUCAAUAGGGCAUCAUUAUUUUCUUCUACAAAUACGAUUAAAAAGGAAGAAGAAUUAACGGUAUCAGCAAGAUCACUUAUGCAUCAUGAUUUGAACCCAGAAUUUAACAAGAAAUAUAUCCUUGGUCAAGAACUUGGAACAGGAGGAUAUGGAUUUGUUGUGUCUGCCUAUGAACGAGAGACAGGGAUUGAACGAGCUGUUAAAUUUAUUAUUCGUCAUAAAGUACCUUCAAGUGCUUGGGUGAAUGAUCCUCAAGAAGAUGGUUUAGUUCCAAUGGAAAUUUAUUGUCUAAAGCAUAUUCAACAUACAAAUAUUAUUCACUAUUUGGAUUCUUAUAAAGAUGACGUCUAUUUCUAUUUAGUAAUGGAGAUACAUGGUACACAAUGGACAACAAGUACACCCCAAUUAUUAACACAUGAUUCACAAACAGAUGAAGAUGAAGAUGAAGAUGAGAUAGAGACACCUACGACCACUCUUCAUCGACCUUUUGUACGUCGUACUUCAUAUGAUUUAUUUGAAUGUAUUGAACGUCAUAAGAAGUUUAACGAAACACUUGCAAAACACAUCUUUAAACAAGUUGUAGAAUGUGUCGCUUAUCUAGACGCUAUCGGUAUUUGUCAUAGAGAUAUCAAAGAUGAAAACAUAGUCAUUGAUAACGAAUACAAGGUAAAAUUAAUUGAUUUUGGUUCUGCGGUCAUUUUACCUCGCAGUAAGAGAUCACAAAAUAGAAAAGUAUUUACAAAAUUCUAUGGUACCAUCUCUUUUGCUUCACCUGAAAUCUUAAUGUCUAAACCUUAUUAUGCUGAACCUGCCGAGAUUUGGUCCCUUGGUGUCUUAUUAUUUACAUUAUUAUUUGGUGAGGUUCCCUUUUCAGAUUCUAAAUCUGCUUGUAAAGGACGUAUUCUAUUUCCUGAUAUUGCUGUUUCUCAAAAAGCAAGACAUUUAAUAAGUUCUUUAUUGAUAAAGAAUCCAGCUCAACGACCAGAUAUUCAUGAAGUAUUAUCACAUCCAUGGCUUGUCACUUUAGAUUAAUUUAGUGAGAUGACGUUCUUUUUAUCUAUCUCUCUUUUUUUAUAUAUCUAAUUUUGCUUAAUACAAUUAAUGCUAUACAUGUAAAAAGAAAAAAAAAUAAAAAAAAAAGCACAAAACAAAAAAGAACACAUGCUAUUAUUACUAUUACAACUAUUACCUAUACAUAAUAAUUUACCCCUCCCACUUACCCCUUUAUAUAUUUACAUAAUUGGGCAUUUUAUUAUCCUAUCUUAUUAUUCUAGUUUGGCAUGCCAAAAAAAGAAAUAAAAAAUAAAAUAGAAUAUAUUAUAUUAAUUUAUAUUAUUAGAAAAUGUACUCACACUAGUCUAAAAUAAACUACAGCUAUAUAAUAAUAGUAAAAUAAGUAAGUGAAUAAAUAAAUGAAUGAAUGAUGACUCUAUUCUUAUCUUCUGUGUAUAGAUGAUGUAUA
Cokeromyces recurvatus is the source of this 1630-nucleotide messenger RNA. Its product is annotated as kinase-like domain-containing protein. Gene Ontology annotation, molecular function: ATP binding; protein serine/threonine kinase activity. Gene Ontology annotation, cellular component: cytosol; cytoplasm; nucleus. The transcript is spliced from 2 exons. NCBI's taxonomy places the organism in Eukaryota, Fungi, Mucoromycota, Mucoromycetes, Mucorales, Mucoraceae. Gene Ontology annotation, biological process: intracellular signal transduction; protein phosphorylation; negative regulation of glycogen biosynthetic process. The record is from RefSeq and is a predicted model, not a curated record. The coding region runs from base 46 to 1200 and encodes 384 amino acids.